AUGAACUCGGGCGUCCAGUGCCCCAGGCGCGCAUUUCGACAGCCUUCUCCCCAUUCCGGAUCGUCGCGAAAGCGGACCGACUCGUCCAGAACGAUGUUAGUUAUUGGAUCCGCCCUUAUCGGCGGCAUCUGCAGGAAGUCGCCGACGAGCACGAUGUGCACGUCGCCGAACGGCACGCAGUCGACGUGCAUGUACCGACGCAACAAGUGGUCGAGCUUCAGCCACUCGGUCUUGUUCAUCAUGGAGAUCUCGUCUACGACGAGCAGGUCAAGCGGCGCAAACUGCUUUUCCUUGGUGGCGUGUUCGAGGCGGAUGAGGAAGCUCGCGAGCGUUCGCCCGCUGAUGAGCCCGCUGCAGAACAAGUCGACGGCGUUGAUGACGCGGCUUUUUCCCGUGCCACCGGCGCCGCCGAGGAACAUGAGCAGCUGGUCGUCUCGCAGUCGGUCCGUGUAG
This is a messenger RNA of Phytophthora sojae, 453 nucleotides long. RefSeq lists its product as hypothetical. The transcript is spliced from 3 exons. Lineage: Eukaryota; Oomycota; Peronosporomycetes; Peronosporales; Peronosporaceae. The record is from RefSeq and is a predicted model, not a curated record. Bases 1 to 453 code for a protein of 150 amino acids.